AUGGGUGUGCGCGUGACAGGUGUGACACGGGUGUGUGAGCGUGACAGAACUCAGGGCCCCGGGGACCUGAACCUGGGGGCGAGCAGCUUCCAGAGGUUGCUCCGGGCUCCUGGGGCCGGAGGGGGAGAGGGCUUAGUCCACACCCCAGCCCAGACCUGCCCAGGCUGUGCCGACCCCACCAGGCUCCGACCCUCGCUCCUCACUCACUACCCUCCAGCCACCUCUGCCUGGCCCACCAAGGUGGGGACGAAGCCAGCCAAUCCCUGCGGCCACACCCUCGGCUGGCACAACCCACAGAGUAUAAAUGGACGUGCCUGGGAGCCCACACCCGGCAACUCACACCUGCCUCCGACCAGAGCUCUGCCCUGCGCAUUCCCUGUGCCCCGCCUGUCUGGGACGGAGCAGAAGCCACACCUGCCAGACCAGUGCCACCAGCACAGCCACUGGCAGCCGGCCUGGGAGAGUUACCUGCCAGGUGGAGCACAGGCCAGCGGAGGAGAGGAAGCAGACGCUGGGGCAGGACAGCCCCAGGCCCUGGAGCCCCACUGUGGCCGGCGAGGACAACCAUGCCCAGGACCCCCUGACCGCCAGUGCCAGCUCAGAGACGUGUCCUCAGGCCAGCAAGUGUGGCACACGGCUGUGCCACCCCCUUGCCGGAGCAGCUCCACAGCCUCCAUGCCCCGGUCCCCCAGCUCGGCCGGCAGCCCCCGGUCCCCUGGCACCCCCGGCUCGGAGAAAGUGGCCUCCCCCCUGGAGUGCUCCAUCUGCUUCUCCGGCUAUGACAACAUCUUCAAGACACCCAAGGAGCUCUCCUGCACCCACGUCUUCUGCCUGGAGUGCCUGGCCCGGCUGGUGGCUGCUCAGCCCGAAGGCAGCCCCGGUAGUGAGGCUGUGCCAUGCCCCUUCUGCAGGCAGCCCACGGCCGUGCCGCCCGCCGGAGCCCCCGCUCUGCGCACCAGCCGCCAGCUGCAGGCCCGGAUGCCAGCGCAUCUGCGGCGCGAGGAGCCCGUGUGGCUGGAGGGCACCAAGCUGUGCUGCCAGCCGCCACCUGCCACGCCUGGCCGCAAGCCUGGCUUUGUAUGUGUGGACGUGGGCCUGAGCAAGCCCGCCCAGCCCCCUGAACCCCUGCCCGUCCAGGACCCCGCCCCCCGCCGGGGCCGCCUGGCCCACUGCUGGGCGCGCUGCAGGGACUGGAAGCGCAUGGCGCUGGUCUCCGCCCUGCUGCUGGUGCUCUUCUGUGUGGCGCUCUGGCCGGUGCAGUGCGCCCUCAAGACGGGGAACCUGCGCUGCCUGCCCCCGACCUCCCAACCCCCCACCACCACGGCCGCCUUCCCCCUCGGGCUUCUGACUGGCAACUAGGGUCACCAGCCUUGUCCAGGUCGGCCAUGAGUGGCUCCCCAACUGGGGUCUCAAGGGCGCAGCAGCCACUGGAAGCCGGUCCCUAAGGACCCGAAAGCAGCCCAGCAUGUCUGAGGAUUCCACUUGGGCCCCGCCAAGUCCAGGCUCCAUUUAGCUUGUUCACCCCUCACUCUCCAGGCUGGGCCCUAAUGGGGUGGACGUGAGAGGGUCUCCAAAGCCUCCCAGAACCACAGGCUCCCACAAGCCGCAGAGACCACCUGCAGCUCCUGUUAUGCAGAUGGGGAAGGGCCCAGGAGGGAAGCCGGUCAGCACGCCGCGGUCCAUGCACACAGAAUCGCCCGCCAGGGAAGGGAGGGAGGGGCCUGCCAGGACCCAGCUCACACUCACGUUUCACCCCCAGGCCCUGCCCAGGCCUUCUUCAGGCGGGGCUGGUCCCUGCCGUUGGGUGGGGGUGCUAGUCUUGCCCUCUGACUGAGGGGACAGAGUGGGGGCAGGGCAGCCCCCAGUGCAAGAUAACCAUGGAAACUUCCAGCUGCCCUCCAACCCUUGUGAAUUGUAGAUUUUUAAAUAAAUUAUUUGUAUCCAUCUUC
Messenger RNA from Saimiri boliviensis boliviensis (Bolivian squirrel monkey), 1949 nucleotides. Lineage: Eukaryota; Metazoa; Chordata; Mammalia; Primates; Cebidae. The record is from RefSeq and is a predicted model, not a curated record.